AAUAUCCAUUUGUGUCGUGAAAUUGCGAUUCUCAGCUGUGCGAUUGUUCUGGUUAACGCCAAUUUAACCUGUAUCUGAAUUAAUGUGUUUGGGUAGUGGUGAACGUUUGUGAAUAUUUGUUGACGUGAAUUCUCCCGGGAUGUCACCUCCGGGUAACAACAAUCCAGGUCAUGUCUAUCAUCAUGGACCACCUCAUCAUGGGCCGCAUCAUCAUGGGCCGCAUCAUCAUGGGCCGCAUCACCAUGGACCACCUCAUCAUGGUCCACCUCAUCAUGGCUCACAAGAUCACGGUCCCAUCCAUCAUGGACCGCCUCAUCAUGGACCUCCUCACCAUGGACCACCCCCUUACGGAGCUCAUUUUGGCCCACCUCAGCACGGCCCACCACAUGUUGCACCGUCAUAUCCACCCCCUCCAUCAGGCCCUGGACACCACCACGGACCUCCUCCACAUCACAGAUUCUGAUGCUAUAAUUGCAACUCUCAAAAUCCCAGAUAAUUACAUAAAAGUACUUGAUGACUUUUCGUAUUUCUCCUCAAUCAAAAUAAAACUAUAACCGUA
Messenger RNA from Diachasma alloeum, 559 nucleotides. RefSeq names its product histidine-rich glycoprotein. NCBI's taxonomy places the organism in Eukaryota, Metazoa, Arthropoda, Insecta, Hymenoptera, Braconidae. The record is from RefSeq and is a predicted model, not a curated record. The transcript has 2 exons. Bases 140 to 463 code for a protein of 107 amino acids.